This is a messenger RNA of Nanorana parkeri, 4527 nucleotides long. It is a transcript of the gene YTHDC2, whose product is annotated as YTH domain containing 2. Gene Ontology annotation, cellular component: intracellular anatomical structure. Gene Ontology annotation, molecular function: protein binding; ATP binding; RNA binding. NCBI's taxonomy places the organism in Eukaryota, Metazoa, Chordata, Amphibia, Anura, Dicroglossidae. The transcript is spliced from 31 exons. The coding region runs from base 76 to 4353 and encodes 1425 amino acids. The record is from RefSeq and is a predicted model, not a curated record.
AAAUCCCGACUGUGGGGCCUUCUAUGUGUACGGAGUGCGGCUGGAGACAGAAGGCUUCGAGAUUUGAGCGUAAAUAUGUCAAGGCCUAAUAGCAUGUCACCUAGCCCUGGAACAGCUCAGCACCCAGGUGCUUCUAAGCAUGGCAAGGCAAAGGGAUUUAAAGACAUUCGAAUUGAUGAAGAAGUGAAAAUUGCUGUCAAUAUUGCACUGGAAAGGUUUCGCUAUAGCGAUCAAGAAGAAAUGGAGUUCCCUUCUUCCUUGACCAGCACCGAGAGAGCUUUUAUCCAUCGUCUAGCUCAGUCACUUGGGCUAAUAUCUAAGAGUAAAGGGAAAGCUACUAAUAGGUACUUAACAAUAAGAAAGAAGGAUGGGAGUGACGCCAUUGGUACUCUCAUGGCAUGCUGUCUGACAUACAACACCAAACACAUCCUGAGGGGCCUCAUCCAGCGUUUUCCCAUCACUAACAAAGAGAAGACAGAACUGCUUCCAAAGACCGAGCGGAGCAAUGUUUUCGCAAUAGAAGCUGAAAACCGCGAGAUGAGCAAGUCCAGUGGCCGCUUGAGCAGUGGCAUUCCCCAAGUCCCAGUGAAGAGAGGAGAUUCAGAGUUUGAUACCUUUCGCCAGUCCUUACCAGUAUAUGAAAAACGGGAGGAAAUUCUCAAAGUUAUUAAAGAAAAUAAAGUUCUGCUGAUUGUGGGAGAAACUGGAUCAGGAAAAACCACACAGAUCCCACAGUUUCUACUGGAUGACUGUCACGAACAGGGAAUCCCAUGCCGUUUAUUUUGCACUCAGCCCAGGCGUUUGGCUGCAAUUGCUGUUUCUGAAAGGGUGGCUGCUGAAAGAGGCGAGAAAAUUGGGCAGACUAUUGGGUUUCAGAUCCGCCUGGAGAGCCGGGUCUCUCCCAAGACUCUCCUGACAUUCUGCACUAAUGGAGUCCUUCUGCGUACACUCAUGGGUGGAGACAGCGCAGUUUCUACUGUCACUCAUAUUAUUGUGGAUGAAGUUCAUGAGCGUGAUCGGUUCAGUGAUUUUCUGUUAACGAAGCUGAGGGAUGUGGUGAAGAAGCAUCCAACUCUGAAGCUGAUCCUCUCUAGUGCGGCCUUAGAUGUCGACUUGUUUCUCAGAUAUUUUGGAGGCUGUCCUGUUUUAAAUAUACCAGGCCGCCCUUUUGAGGUAAAAGAAAUGUUUCUAGAAGACAUAUUAAGGACUACUGGCUACACAAAUAAGGACAUGCUUAAAUACAAGAAAGAAAAACAGUCUGAGGAAAGGCAAAAGUCAACUCUAUCGGAAUGGCAUUCAGUGACAGAGAAGAGUACAAAGUCAGACACAGACACCCAGAGGCAGAGGACCUCUGCCAGCAUCACUAAGGAUUAUGACUUGCUGGAUGAUGGAGGGGACACACUGUUUAAUCAACUGACGGAGAAGGAUGCGAACAGUCUGGAGCCCUGGCUGAUCAAAGAAAUGGACUCCUGUCUCUCAGAUAUUUGGUUGAACAAAGAUGUUGAUGCUUUUGGUCAGCUGUUCCACUUGAUAUUGUCAGAAAAUGUUAGUGUUGACUACAGACACAGCGAUACAAGCGCGUCUCCCUUGAUGGUGGCAGCUGGACGGGGCUUUUUGAGUCAGGUGGAACAGAUUAUUAGCAUGGGAGCCAAUGUUCACAGCAAAGCAUCAAAUGGAUGGAAGGCUGUGGACUGGGCUAGACACUUUGGACAGGCUGAAGUUGUGGACCUGCUGGAGUCCUACAGUGCUUCACAGGAGCCAAACAGUUUGGAUGAAACAUCUCUGGUCCAGGCUGGCAGCAGUAACCUCAGUGCAGAAGAGCAGGAACUCCUCAAAGUGUACCACCACAGUUUUGAUGAUGAGAAAGUGGACCUUGAUCUGAUAAUGCAUGUGCUUUAUAACAUUUGUCAAACUUCUGAGUCAGGGGCCGUACUAAUAUUUCUUCCAGGAUAUGAUGAGAUUGUAGGAUUAAGAGAUCGCAUUUUGUAUGAUGACAAGAGAUUUGCGGAUAAUGCCAAUAGAUUCCAGAUAUUCAUGCUGCACUCAAACAUGCAGACAUCUGAUCAGAAGAAGGUAUUGAAGAAUACUCCAGCUGGGAUCCGGAAGAUUAUACUCUCCACUAAUAUAGCAGAAACCAGUAUCACCGUUAAUGAUGUCGUGUUUGUUAUAGACUCUGGCAAAGUGAAAGAGAAAUCUUUCGAUGCUCUAAACCAUGUCACCAUGCUAAAGAUGGUUUGGAUUUCCAAAGCUAGUGCUAUUCAAAGAAAAGGAAGAGCUGGGCGCUGCAGACCUGGAAUCUGUUUCCGCCUGUUCAGCAAGCUUCGUUUUCAAAAUAUGUUGGAGUUUCAGACACCUGAACUAUUGCGAAUGCCUCUUCAUGAGCUUUGCUUGCAUACAAAAUUAUUAGCUCCUAUUAAUUGUCCAAUUGCGGAUUUUCUAAUGAAGGCCCCGGAGCCACCACCAGCCUUAGUUGUACGAAAUGCUGUUCAGAUGCUAAAGGCAAUUGAUGCAAUGGACACAUGGGAAGAUUUGACAGAACUUGGAUAUCACUUGGUUGAUUUGCCAGUAGAACCUCACCUUGGGAAAAUGGUGCUGUGUGCCGUGGUGCUGAAGUGCUUAGACCCCAUCCUUACCAUUGCCUGCACUUUAGCAUAUCGGGAUCCAUUUCUUUUACCAGCGCAAGCUGCCCAAAAACGUGCUGCCAUGCUAAGUCGAAAACGAUUUACCGCAGACACAUUCAGUGAUCAUGUGGCUUUACUCAGGGCUUUCCAGGCCUGGCAGAAAGCACGCAGUGAUGGGUGGGAACGAGCCUUCUGUGAGAAGAAUUUCUUGUCUCAGGCUACCAUGGAAAUUAUUAUUGGAAUGAGAACACAGCUGCUAGGACAGCUCAGGGCUUCAGGCUUUGUCAGGGCUCGUGGAGGAGGAGACAUCAGAGAUGUAAAUACAAACUCAGAGAACUGGGCAGUAGUAAAGGCAGCUCUGGUGGCUGGGAUGUACCCAAACUUAAUACAUGUGGACAGAGAGAAGAUGAUGUUCACUGGACCCAAGGAGAAACGCGUGCGCCUCCACCCUAAUUCAGUCCUCAGUCAGCCACAGUAUAAAAAGAUCCCCCCUGAGAAUGGUCAGGCAGCAGCAAUACAAACGUUGCCUACAGAUUGGCUGAUAUAUGAUGAAAUGACUCGGGCACAUAGAAUUGCGAACAUUAGAUGUUGCACAGCGGUUACACCAGUCACAGUAGCAAUCUUCUCAGGACCUGCCCGACUGCCAAGCAAUGCAUUACAGGAGUCUACAUACCACGGUAAGACAUUCAGUGUGAAUGGUGUUCCCAAUGACAGCAGCGACAGUGAGAUGGAAGACAGGGCCACAGCUUUGUUGACGUCUCUUAAGCUGGAUGAGUGGCUACAAUUUAAGCUGGACUCUGAGGCUGCUGGUCUCCUGCUACACCUGCGGCAAAAGUGGCAUAGUUUGUUUCUGAGGAGAAUGCGGGCACCCUCAAAGCCAUGGACACAAACAGAUGAGGCCACCAUCCGAACAGUAAUUUCUGUGCUGAGCACCGAAGAACAGUCUGCAGGUUUACAUCAGCCCUCUGGAAUCGGGCAGAGACCAAGACCAAUCUCUUCUGAAGAGCUUCCUGUUUCAUCUUCCUGGAGAAACAGUAAUGGCCGUAAGAGCUCAGAUACUGACUUUUCUGAUGACCUCUCUCAUCUGGACAGAACGAUUGUGAAGUCUCCUCCAGGUUUAACUCUACAGGUUAAAAAUAAAGAGAAGGUGGUUUUAAACCCAAAACGCCUUGAAGAUAAAUCGGAUCAAAUGUUGGGGAAGUUAUCGGAAAGCAUUAGUUGCACCAGUCCCUGUACAAGCCCCUCCUCACCUGCUUCUGUCAAGUCUUCAAAGUCUCCUACACCACGUCCAAAUUUAUCGGUGCGUUACUUUAUAAUGAAGAGCAGCAAUCUGAGAAACCUUGAGAUCUCCCAGCAAAAGGGAAUCUGGUCCACCACCCCAAGUAAUGAGCGCAAGCUGAACAGAGCAUUCUGGGAGAGCAGCACCGUAUAUCUAGUGUUUUCUGUUCAGGGAUCUGGACAUUUUCAGGGAUUUGCAAGAAUGCUCUCAGAGAUUGGCCGAGAGAAAAGCCAGGAGUGGGGAUCCACAUGUCUUGGGGGAAUCUUUAGGGUGGAAUGGAUACGGAAAGAGAACUUGCCCUUCCAGUAUGCCCACCACUUGCUGAACCCAUGGAAUGACAACAAGAAGGUGCAGAUAAGUCGUGAUGGACAGGAGCUGGAGCCUCAAGUAGGGGAACAGUUGUUGCUGCUUUGGGACAGAGUUCCUUUGGGAGACAGAAGUAUUUUGCACUAACAGGCUAAACUCAGGUUUUAAAGUCUUGAUGUACUGUGAAUGCUCAAAGCCAGUUCUAACUGACCCAUCUUUGUAUAACAGCCUAUUCAUCAGUUUCGUUAACUGCCCUAAUAUGUUUUCAACCUUCCUGUGUUGAUCAGAAAUGCCAGACACAUAAGAAUAGCACUGCAAACA